AUGAAACAGAUAUUAUGUGCUGCUUAUUAUCCUAGUUUGAAUAGUCUUGGCCUCUAUAAUAUCGACGAAGAGUCGAUUCGAUUUCUUUCCACGGCCCAAAACUUGUCAUCUGAAGUUUUCGAAACGCAGAUCACAACGCUUACUGUUUCGCUCAAUGAAAAUGAGCAGAACGAGGAAAUAUACGAGUCAAGAGCAAGAAUAUUCCAUUCAAUCUUCGUUGUAUUUAAACGUCUCACCACUUUAAUAGUUGACCAAUCAUUAUAUCAAAAGCUUGUUCGAUUGUGUUUAACUGAUGAACCAUUACUGACUCAUUUUCGUUCUUCAACUCUUCUACAAUUGACGAUUAAUGUCCAAUG
Adineta ricciae is the source of this 356-nucleotide messenger RNA. The record is from the annotation of a GenBank genome assembly. NCBI's taxonomy places the organism in Eukaryota, Metazoa, Rotifera, Eurotatoria, Adinetida, Adinetidae.